Molecule: messenger RNA, 839 nt
Organism: Triticum dicoccoides
Lineage: Eukaryota; Viridiplantae; Streptophyta; Magnoliopsida; Poales; Poaceae
Product: cell wall protein IFF6-like
Exons: 2
Coding region: 129-650 (173 amino acids)
Source: RefSeq, a predicted model, not a curated record
CGUCCACUUUCUUCAUCUCCCAAGGCAACCAACCGAGACACACGGUGACGGUGGUGAACAACUGGUGAUCGGCCAUUAGCAGCUAGCCACAGGUGUUCGAGCUUGUGUCUGUGUGGUGCGAGGCGAGGAUGGCGAGCUGCCGGAGGAGCGCGGCCAUCGCUGCCGCCUUGGUGCUGCUGGCGUUCGGGUGCGGCAUGGCCGAGAGCCGGCGCGUGGCCAGGAUGGGCCUCGGCAUUGACCUGGGCGGCGGGGAGGGCGCCGGGCUCGGCCUCGGCCUUGGUCUCGGGGUUGGAGCGGGCACGAGAGGGGUGUCCGCGUCCGGAUCAGGCUCCGGCUCCGGCUCCGUGGCUGGAGCGGGCUCGACCUCUGAGUCGAGAUCCGGCUCGGUUUCUGUUGGAGGUGCCAGCUCGUUUGCCGGGUCAAGCGCUGGGUCCAACGCCGGAUCGGCCGGGUCAGGGGCGGGGUCUUCCGCCGGUUCGGGGGCGGGUUACGGUGGCGGGCAGGGCUAUGGCGGUGGAUGUGGCGGUGGUUCUGGUUCCGGGUCUGGGUAUGGCGAGGGCGGAGGGUAUGGUCGGGGAUCGGGGAAUGGAUCGGGCUUCGGGUUUGGGGAGGGCCGUGGUUUUGGGUCUGGUUCAGCUGGAAACCCUUGAUACGUUGCCAUAUCUUGUUACUGUUGUCUCAAAAAAAGUAUCUUGUUACUGUAUGACAUUAUUACUCGAGUGCUCUGUGGGAGAUGAAAUAAAAAGAGGAAAACUGUUUGAGUCUAGAGAGUAAUUUCCUUGAGUCUAUUGGAACUUUGCUGCCUCUUUUGACUCAUUAGUUGAUCUGAUAUGUGUUAU